AUGGCCAGCGACAUCAUCACCUUCUGCAAUAAUUGGGAAGGGGAACUCUUUGGUAGCUCCAAGUCCCUGUCGUACAGCGUUAGCCGAUCAAAUUGUGAUCAGGAUGUGAUGGCUUACUCUUCGGUCCCAAUGAUAUCUGAGCCUUCGGAUCUAGGAGCUUCCAAUGAUGCAGCGAGUCUCUGGAGGGCGGUCAUUGGUAGUCCUCCCAUUGCCAGUACAAUCUCGCCACAGAAAGACGACCAGUUCCAGCUCGGCAGCCUCGCAUCUCCUGAAAGCUUAGAAGAUAAGCACUCGUUAAAGGUCUUUGGCAAGAUAAUGCAACCACCUGCAGCCAUGUUAAUGGGGGGCAUCAAGAAGUGGCGACACUUACAACAGUACCUGAUGAACUUGGCCUCUCAAAACGAUGUCGUAAUGAGUGCUUUGUUAGGUCUUGAUAAGCUUCUUGAGUGGGAUAGUAUUCCUGACUCGAUCACUACGAGAUGCGAUAUUCAAGACCAGGUACUAAAUUCAUUCAACACAACAACCUGCGCGAUUCAACGCGACCUUUCUCAAGUAGAAUGCACCAAGGCCAGCUCCAAGAUGGAUGAUUGGCUAGCGGCUAUAUUCCUAUUGGCCUGGACUCAUGUUCUUCGCGAUCGUGUUGAAUAUGAUAGCGGGUGUCUAUUCCCCACUGACCUUGCCGAUGCCAUUAUUACAUGCUCCCAUGACUGGAAUUGGUACUCAAGACAACUUCUCUCAUGGUUCAACUCCCUCGAUAGCAAAGCAUCUCAUUUGAGCGGUCCAACUCUUUUAUCAUCCACGGCCCUCCAAGUUGUUUCUCGGUAUCCCAUUCAGAUCAUCAGUUGCGACUACGAAGAGUCUAAAUACAGAAGAGAUUCGCUUGGAGAAGACGAAGACUUCCAAGUCCUCUCUCAAAGUCCGUUGUCCGAAGUUUCGGAACAUGGCGACAGUGGCAUCGUCGUCCCUGCAAGGAGUCCUUGUGACAUAAAAGAGAUCAUACUCCGCGCAAUUCUGCAGCCUGCUUCGGAGUGGUACUUGAAAACGCAAGCGUAUUGCCGCCAGAUCAGCUCCCUUGACAAACAUCACUGCAACCGGUUUACUCCAGACGCUGAGAUGAGAGUUUCUCUUGAGGGGAAACGAAUUCACAGCAAGCUCUGGGACUUGUGGGCGCAGUGUCCUUCCGUCAUAUCCUUGUCCACAGCUGAACUGUCGAUGUCAGUGGCUCCAGAUGUGGCCAUGAGGGUACGAGAGGUUUCCAACAUCUACCUAGCCAGCUUCUGGAUCUUAUUCGUUUAUCUUCAUCGCAUCUGUUGGUGGCAUCUUCCGCAUACUGAAGCGGUAACAGGCGCCCUAGAAAAGACAUGGGAGCACAUGAAGAACUCUUAUGGAGAGUCGGACGACAGAAUGCAAGAAAAGACAGUCCACCCUGCUCUAAUGUGGCCAGUCUUCAUUUUUGGAGCAGAAUGCAAGGCUUCGGAGCACCGCAGCUGGGCCAUCGAACAACUCAAGGCCUUGGGAAAGGCGAGACCAGUACUGAAAUCUGAGGCCCGGAGCCUAGAGAAUUUGCCGGCAUUUCGUAUAAGCCACGGAGCCACAAAGAAUGCGAAGCGGGCUGCGCUUUUGCUUGAGGCGCUUACUCGGAAACAAGAGGAAUCAAACUGCAGAGUCGAUGAGAGGGACCUGGCCAUGGACAUGUUUAAUUGUUAUUUUUCGAUAGUGUAA
Molecule: messenger RNA, 1722 nt
Organism: Fusarium subglutinans
Lineage: Eukaryota; Fungi; Ascomycota; Sordariomycetes; Hypocreales; Nectriaceae
Product: C6 finger domain protein
Exons: 1
Coding region: 1-1722 (573 amino acids)
Source: RefSeq, a predicted model, not a curated record